CUGAGCUAGCUCGCGAAGUUCACUGCCCCUGAUUAUGCCCCGUUUCUCUCAGACGGAGGGUGGUAGGGUGUGUCCAGCUUGUUCACCUGCUGGUGUGAGUUCAGCUGACACAGGAAGAUAUGCGAGAGUCUAGAGUUAUGAAUCCCUACAGGAGGGCAGGACGUCCCAUAUAAAGACAAAUAGUGCCCACAACUGCAGGUCCAGGUUUAGCAUUGUCAUGCCAUGCUGGAUCCAGAUGGCCUGAAAUAAACGGGGUGCCUGUAUUUCCCAGAUGACAUGGGGCCCAUGAAGGAAUGGAAUGUGGAAGGAGCUGAGCACGCUCACCCUCUUCGUAAGCACUGAACGGCCUUGCCCUUCCUUGUAGGCAGGAUGGGUAGUCUCUAAGGUCAACAGAGGCCUUGGCAACACUGGCAACACCCACAGCAACAGCCAGGAAGCAGGCCACCACCAAACAGAUCCGGGGCCAGAAUUCCUUUCCCCUAUGGAGGAUGUGGCAGCCCCAGGCCCCAGGCCAGGGGCCCCACUUCAAGUCACAGAGAAUGUUGUUCCAGGAACUGAGGACUGGUUGCCAAGAGUUUCUGGACACCCAGCCUGGGCUACCAACCUGGAGACAGAGUAUCAGACAGAUCCAGAGCUGAGUGAGAAGCAGCGGUUGCAGAUUUCCAAGGAGCUCGUUGAUCUUCAGAUUGCAACCCAUCACCUUCGUGAACAACAUGAAGCUGAAGUCUUCGAGCUGAAGAAGGAAGUUCUUCGACUGGAAAGCCGGGUGCUAGAGCUAGAGCAGCAUGGUGACUGCAAGGGACAUAGAGUCCAACCAGCAGCCAGUCCAGGGCACCACCAGGUGCCACCACAAGAGCCAUCAGGAGGACAGCAGAGGCUGCAGGAAGAAUUGAAAUGGGUCCUGGAGCAUCACAGAGUCAGGCAGCAGGCGCUGGAGACACGAGUGGCAGUCCUAGGCCAGCAGCUGCAGGGAGCCCGAGAGGAAGCCAGGACAGCUGGUCAGCGCCUGGCUGCCCAAGCCAUGGUGCUGUCUACCUGUCAGGGUCAGCUCCGGCAGGCUGAAGCCGAAAAUGCUCAGCUGCAGUUGCAGCUGAAGAAGUUGAAUGAGGAGUAUGCUGUCCGGCUGCAGCACUAUGCCAAAGAGACAGUGGAGACUGCCAACAGCACAGGUCGGGCAGCCCUUCAGUCGUUCCUGGAGGCCACUCUGCGGGACAUUCGGGCCGCACACCGAAGCCGAGAGCAACAACUGGCCCAGGCUGCCCGGACCUACCGCAAGCGCCUGGCAGAUCUGAGCCGGGGGCAGGAGUUGCUGCUAACCACCUGCAGGGCUACCUUCGCAACAGCCUUCGACCUGGAGCCAUUACCCAUGCACUGGGCCACCGACCUCAGCCACCAAAGGGAGAAUGAGUACGGCAGACGCAGGACACUGCUACAGCACCCCGAGAAAGGACCUGGCGAAACUUCCAAGGAUGGCAGGUCACAGCCACUGGCCCUGGAUACUGCAUCCUGGGCCCAAAUCCAGAAGAAGCUGCAGGACUUCUGCCAGGACACCCAGGCAGAGCUGGAACGAGAGCGGGCACAGCUGAUGGUCCGGGCCACCAUGGCAGAGCAGCAGCUCUCUGAGUUACAGGAGUAUGUGGACCAGCACUUGGGCAGGUACAAGCAGGAAAUCCAGAGACUGAGGAAGUUGGUGAAUACAGGAGACCGCCAGGAAGUAGAAGCCAUGCCUUCCACUAGGACCCAGCGCCCAAGGACCCGGAGUCACUAGCUAGCUAGUCUCCCCAAGACUACAAAUCAAACCUCUUCACAGCCAGCAUGGAACCCGCUGCACACCCCACCCCACAGAGCGAUUCCUGGAACAAACAAGAGUCAGGAUUGAAGCCUGUAUUGAGUCUUUAUUGUAUCUAGUCGGCCAGCCUGUCAAACAAGGGUUCCAGGGAUGGAGGUAGAACUGGACUCUGGGAUAGCCUUGGUGGACACCCCACAAGAAGACACAGCUGGCCCAGGACCAUGGACAUCAUAGGCCCAGACUCUGUCCAAGCCCUCACCCACCACAGCUACAGGCUGCCAGGUGGGAAGGGGGAAACGUCCAGACACCACACGGGCCCCUGCAGGUAGCUCUCCUUGCAGCUUGUCCUCCAGCAGUGGGAGCUGUAAGGAGAGAACAGGAGCGGGGAGGGCACAUGAGCAGGUAAGAAAAAGCUGCCCCAUCCAGCGAGGCCCAGAACCUAUUCCAGCCCUCAGAGCAGCCAAGAGCCAAGAGUGUGGCCCUGACCUCCCAGCAGGACAGCAGACCCAAGACCUACCACACUGGGGGCCAGGAACACAGACACAUUGUGACAGUCUCUGAGGCUCACCUGUGGGAAACAAAGAUCAAGGCUGGAAGGCAUGGGCUCACUGAGUUCUGGCCUCCGGCCUACCCAGGUAUCAGUGUGGUAGCAUUCAGAGCAUGAAACCCGGGAGAUGAAGGUAUCGGGAGCUGGGUUUGAUCUUCAGUUCUGCAUAAAUUUGGUCUGAUGGUGCAUGCCUGUAAUCCUAGCACUCAGGAGGUAGAGGCAGGAGUUCAAUGUUAUCCUAGGCUAUAUAGUGAAUUUGAGAUAGGCCUAACCUAGAGAUCUCGUCUCAAAAAAAAA
Messenger RNA from Peromyscus leucopus (white-footed mouse), 2633 nucleotides. It is a transcript of the gene Ccdc78, whose product is annotated as coiled-coil domain containing 78. Lineage: Eukaryota; Metazoa; Chordata; Mammalia; Rodentia; Cricetidae. Bases 482 to 1768 code for a protein of 428 amino acids. The transcript has 13 exons. The record is from RefSeq and is a predicted model, not a curated record. Gene Ontology annotation, cellular component: cytoplasm.